Molecule: messenger RNA, 1875 nt
Organism: Aphanomyces astaci
Lineage: Eukaryota; Oomycota; Saprolegniomycetes; Saprolegniales; Verrucalvaceae
Exons: 6
Coding region: 1-1875 (624 amino acids)
Source: RefSeq, a predicted model, not a curated record
AUGGACGAACCGUGGCAGCGCACCCUGGAGCACCUCGCAGGUGUUCAAGGUCUGAACAAGAGCGAAGUCCGCAAAGACGUGAAGGAAGUCGAGCAACUUCUGGACAACCAACGACUGCACGUCGAGAAGCAUCAACACGACAAGACGAAACCUGCAGCACCGUUCACCACUGAUGCGGACGAGGACGACGUGGCGCUGUCGAGACGUCGCCGCCAGCAGCAUUUGGCGAACCUGUACUUGAACAAGCCGAUGCCCAAGAAGAAGCGCAGUCGCGGCCGCGAGGUCAUGAGCGCAGAGGAAAUCAUCGAGACACUUCCCGUGUGCCGCCGAGCCGUGCGCUUAACCCGGACGGAGCUGGUGGCCGCGAAGAAGGAGCGGCUGAACAUGGAAGAUACGUACUUGAAGCUCCGCAGCAGCUUCAUCCACGAGUUGGAGUCGCUCGUGCAAGAGGACAAGGACCAGCAGCGCGUAAUGCUGCGAAUACGCAAAUCUGUCGGCAAGGCCGCGGCCAAGCUCAUGAGCAGCAAGCGGCGGCACACGGCGCUCCAAGACAUCCUCGUGGAGCUCGAGUCUCGCGGCGACGCGAUCGAAACGUUGCAGCGCCAAGUGUCUCGCUUGACCAAUCUGUUGGGGCAGCAUGAGAUCCCAUUGGAUUCGGUCGUGGUUGGGGACUUGGUGCGGUGGUCGAAUGGUGGAUCGGGCGGCGAAGUGGUGUCCGUGUCCAAGGACGCAGUGGAGGUGAAGAUGGAGAGCGGGGAAGUGGUGACUGUGGGUGUGGACGAGGCGCAGGUGGACGGGACCAUCAUGCGGAGUCUGUGGACCGACGACCAAGUAGCGAUGAAGGCCAAGUACUUUGAAAAGGCGGGCGAGUGGGUCUCUGCCGAAACUGCAUGGCGGGAGAUCCAGGACAGCGAAGAGGUCGAGGACGGCCACUGGGACAGCGACGAAGAAGAAGAAGAAGAUGACAAGGAAGGCAAGCGGAAACGAGACAAGGGGGCGGCCAAGCCGUUGAAGAAGCUCGUGCCGUUCAAAGCCACGACGCUGCCGUCGACGCCGUACGACGUGCCGCUUUUGAUCAGUCCAUUGAGUGAACUGCCGGACCAUGUGGCGGCGGCGGCGGCGGGGCUGUCGAAUGUGCAGUGGAUGGGGAGUGCGCUACCGGAUAACUUGGUGCAGUGGGAGGCCGAGCGCAUGGAGAGCCUGGCGAUGAAGGGCGAGAUCGAGCGCCUCAAGUUCCAGCUGCAGCAGGCCGAAGCGCAGAAGAAGGAUGCGCAGAACCACGUGAAUGUGCAGCUGGAGAGCAUCAACAAGCUCGUGUCGCAGUUGGAGAAGCAGCGGGAGGCGACGGCGGCGCUGCUGCUGGUCAACAACACACCGCCGACGACGACGAUCGUGGCCAAGGACGUCAAAGCCAAGAAGCAACCCGCGGCCUCGACGGACAAGAAGAAGAAGGAGAGAAAGGACAGCAUCUCCGAGUCGGCGCCGGGGUCCCCGUUGAAGGACGCAGACAUGAGCGGGGUUGAGGAAGACACGGCUGAAGAGGAAGACAAGGGAGUGGAAACGACGCGGCGGUCGCUUCGGUCGUCCAAGGCGCCCGCGCCGUCGCCGGCCAAGCAGCCGUCGCCGUCCGCUGCCGACGAAAAGGGAGCAGCAGCUUCCACUGCCCAUACGAAUAACAAUCGACGAAAGAAAGACACGAGCGAGAAGAAGGAAGAGGCCGAGGCGGACAAGAACAACGGCGCCAAGCCGACGACGCGCCGCAAGUCGAGCCGGUCCAAGGCCACCCCCAAGUCCCCGACAAACAAGACCGCCGACGCCGACGCCGCCUCGGACGCAGAAGAAGAGCCGGUGGCCAAGCGGCGCACGCGAGCGUAG